Messenger RNA from Rhinocladiella mackenziei CBS 650.93, 387 nucleotides. RefSeq lists its product as uncharacterized. The record is from RefSeq and is a predicted model, not a curated record. The transcript has 3 exons. Lineage: Eukaryota; Fungi; Ascomycota; Eurotiomycetes; Chaetothyriales; Herpotrichiellaceae. The coding region runs from base 1 to 387 and encodes 128 amino acids.
AUGAGUUCACGACGGUACAAUCCUGCCGACCUGGGGUUAGACCUCGACUACAGAGGCAAGAUAGUCACUGUGUCUAUAUGGCGACCGCGAAUUCAAGUCAAUGCUGCUGGGGGCAAAGAAUUGGUUGCGCACAAAAGUUCGCCGGAUCAGGAGUUUCGCAGCGAGGAUGGAAACCAAAUCGGCGACUCACAAGCUGGUCUGCGCCUCCGCCUUGAAGACUUUACACUAGCCGCCUACGCCGACGAAAACGUAUCCUUGGAUAGUGAGAUAUUCAUCUCUGCACAUGACCUCUUUAGGUACCUCAUCACCGCAGAGGAGAACGACCUAACAUAUAAAGCAAGCUUGAAUUUCGACGCUAUUAACUCUAGAACUCGAAAGCGGACUUGA